AACCUGGUGACCCUGGAGAGAAGGGCUUAGCUGGACCACCUGGACAGAGAGGCAUCCCAGGCAUGGAUGGCAGAGAUGCCUAUGGUCCUGAAGGAAGCAAAGGAGCAAAGGGAGAAUCUGGAUUCAUAGGAUAUCCUGGUCCAGAGGGAGAAGAAGGAGAUCCGGGCAUUCCAGGAGCUGAAGGACCCAAAGGAAUUAGGGGUAGAAGAGGUAAUUCUGGCAUACCAGGUUCCUCGGGAGAUCCAGGUGACCAAGGGCCAUCAGGACCCAUGGGUGCCAAGGGGCCAAUGGGCACCAUUUUAAUGGAACCUUGUGAACUUGUGAAUUUUACCCGAAAAAACUGCCGUAAGUGGGGAACAUCUUUUACCUCUGAUUUUGCCUAG
Messenger RNA from Oenanthe melanoleuca, 383 nucleotides. Its product is annotated as collagen alpha-4(VI) chain-like. The transcript is spliced from 7 exons. The record is from RefSeq and is a predicted model, not a curated record. Gene Ontology annotation, molecular function: extracellular matrix structural constituent conferring tensile strength. The coding region runs from base 63 to 383 and encodes 106 amino acids. Lineage: Eukaryota; Metazoa; Chordata; Aves; Passeriformes; Muscicapidae. Gene Ontology annotation, biological process: extracellular matrix organization.